AUGGCCGAAGAUCUGGAUACGAGCAAGAUCAAAGACUGGCGAUCAAUAAUAACUCUUAUUGUCUUUGUGAUAACUAAUAUCAUCGUGCUUUUUCCAUUCACCAUACCAAUCUACAUCCCACGAUGGCUCUACAACGCGACGCUAGAUACCCUCAGUGCUUUGCGCAUAAUCCCCUCUCGCAAACUGUAUCCACAAUACCAAGUUGAGCGAAGCAUCUUCGUCCGAAUCAAUGUGCCUCUCAAUUUCGUCACUGCUCCCCUGGCAGCCGAUCUUUUCUUGUUGGCUAUUCUUGCCAUUGGACGACAAGAGGUACAUGAUGGAACAAUUGGUGCCGACAACAUUUCUCCGAUCGAUAUUAUGGCGUUCUUCCUAACGCUUGCCUACAUUGCCAUCUCCAUUGACGCGUCUGGUCUUAUUCGAUGGCUGGCAUUCAAGGUGCUCCAAAGAGGAGGUGGAGUCGGCCACCGGCUGUUUUUCUACCUCUACGCUUUCUUCUUCGGACUAGGCAGCUUUAUCGGUAAUGAUCCUAUCAUCUUGUCCGGUACAGCCUUCCUUGCCUACAUGACCCGAGUAUCGAGCAAUAUUGUGCACCCGAGGGCCUGGAUUCACAGCCAGUUUGCGGUGGCUAAUAUCGCAUCGGCGAUCCUGGUCUCGUCAAACCCGACAAAUUUGGUGCUCGCAGGCGCUUUCGAGAUCAAGUUUAUCGUGUAUACCGCCAACAUGAUCGUCCCAGUGAUAGCCACGGCCAUCGUUAUAUUCCCUUUCCUGUUGUACAUCAUCUUCGCUGAUGAGUCUCUCAUUCCUUACUCCAUUCAAAUGCACGAGCUCUCCGAUGAAGCAAAAAAUAGGAAGCCAGUCAACCCCAAUAUCCCCCACGCACGAGGCAACGCUGAAGAAGAGGAAGAGAUGAACAACGAGCAUGGAAAAUUGCUUUCCCUCGAAGAAAUCAUGAAUCCAUUCUUGGACAAAGGAGGUGCUGCAUUUGGCGCGGUUAUUAUGGCCGUGACUCUCAUUACCCUUCUUGCGAUAAACGCCGCAAGUCAGUCUGGCUCGGAGCAUCCCGUAUUUUGGGUCACCCUGCCAGCUGCCUUUAUCAUGUUCUGUUGGGAUCUUGCGUCUGGCUGGAUCCAUCGGCACGAGACGCGCGAGAUUGCCGCUAAGGGACGACGAGAAGUGGAACUCGCGAGGGCGGAGAGAGAACGUCAAGAAUCACUUCGGAAUCUGCAAGAGCAGCAUGAAACUGCUAGUGUUCGAUCGGAUACUCAGGGGCGUUCACUACAAGGUUCAUCUCGCAGUUCGAUGGAUGGCGGCAGAGUCUCUAAUGGGGACCCAGAAAGCAGCAGCGGCACGCGAGCCUUCCAUGAUGACUCGGAGAAACGCCUAUCAGACCUGGACUACACGGGAGAUGAACCCUUCCCAAAAAUGCCGGUGUCCGUCGCGGUAAUGGAUAGCUCUUAUCAGCCCACCCUCAACACUUCGCCUGAGCCUUUGGAAGUGACACCCACUUUUGCGGUAGAUGAGGAAAAGAGGGACACUGCGGAUUUAAAAGAAAGUUCACCUCAAACACUGGUAUCUCUUGCAAAAGACCUCCACCGGUGGCUGCAGGAGACUUUCCCAACCGUCACUGUGGUGGUCUCGCAUAUGCCAUUUCCACUUGUUCCGUUCGCGCUAUCCAUGUUCGUUCUUGUCCAGGCACUCGUCACCAAGGGAUGGGUGCCUGUAUUUGCCUAUGGAUGGGAUCACUGGGUCACCAGAACAGGGACAGUAGGAGCAAUUGGGGGAAUGGGCUUUUUGUCCGUGAUUCUUUGCAACUUCGCCGGAACAAACAUUGGCACGACUAUCCUCCUUUCCCGGGUCAUUCAAUCAUGGCAACAGAUUCAUCGCGACAGCGGAAUUCCAAUUAGCGACCGCACUUUCUGGGCGUCUGUGUACAGCAUGGCCAUCGGUGUUAAUUACGGCGCCUUCAGCACCGCGUUUAGCGCAUCGCUUGCUGGUCUUCUGUGGCGUGAUAUCCUAGGGAGAAAACAUAUUCGCGUUGGGAGCAUCGAGUUUGCACGAGUCAAUCUCCCUAUUAUUGCCAUUGCCAUGGCCGUUGGAUGUACAGUCCUCGUCGGCCAGAUCUACAUUAUGCGGAAAACGACGCCUUAUGACGCAUGA
Penicillium daleae is the source of this 2157-nucleotide messenger RNA. RefSeq names its product putative arsenite efflux transporter ArsB-like. Gene Ontology annotation, cellular component: membrane. Gene Ontology annotation, biological process: transmembrane transport. The record is from RefSeq and is a predicted model, not a curated record. The transcript is spliced from 3 exons. Bases 1 to 2157 code for a protein of 718 amino acids. NCBI's taxonomy places the organism in Eukaryota, Fungi, Ascomycota, Eurotiomycetes, Eurotiales, Aspergillaceae.